AUCUAUUAAUGAUAAUUUUGUAAUUUUUACUACUAAAAUAAAAUUUGCUAAUAAUUGAAUGAUUAAUCAAUUAGUUUACCCAAAAACAUUUGAGGAAUAAUGACUUAAUAGGCAAAUUUCGCGCAAAAAAUAAUCCUCGAUCCAUAUUGAGAAAACCCUAGCUGGCUUUUCCUUAAAAAAGAGAAUUUUCUCUUAGAGAUCUACAAUUGUUCUUUUCCUCUCGGCGAAAACUGUGAAAUCUAUUGGAAAGCUUAUCAAUUUUGUGUUGCAGAUACAUAGAGGGAUCGACUGUCAACAAGUUAAGAAUGGGAAUUGAAACGGAAGAGGUGGAGAAGACGCGAACCAGGAAAAGGCCUCGUCUUGGGUGGGACGUGGCACCGUCUGGGCUAGAGGUUGGUUCCUCAUAUAUAAAAAGAAAGGGUUAAGGUGUCUUAGGGCACAGCUGGAGCAGAAAGGAGAGAAUUAUCCUAAAGGGGCUAUAGUUGUUUACUUGGUGUGUGAAUACAAAUCUGACCUUUUUGGGGUUGGGAAUUGGUUUGUAGGCGCAUCAAACUCUGGCGAAGGCUCGGCGUUCGUCGCCGCCCAAGAGGGGUGAUGACCACGAUGGCCAUUAUGUUUUCAAUCUCGGCGAAAAUCUCACUCCAAGAUAUAAAAUACUUAGUAAGAUGGGUGAAGGCACGUUUGGCCGAGUUUUGGAAUGUUGGGACCGUCAAACACGAGAGUAUGUUGCUAUUAAGAUAGUUAGAAGCAUUCGCAAAUACCAUGAUGCUGCUAUGAUUGAAAUCGAUAUACUUCAGCAUCUGGCAAAGAAUGAAAAGGGCACCUCAGGCUGUGUGCAGAUUCGGAAUUGGUUUGAUUUCCGCAAUCACAUUUGUAUAGUGUUUGAGAAGCUUGGACCAAGUUUAUUUGAUUUUCUAAAGAGAAAUAAAUACUCCCCAUUUCCUGUGGGUCUUGUUCGCGAAUUUGGACAUCAGCUUUUGGAAUCUGUAGCAUAUAUGCAUGAUUUACACUUAAUCCAUACUGACCUGAAGCCUGAAAAUAUUCUUCUUGUUUCUUCUGAAUAUGUAAAGCUUCCUGGCUGCAAGAGUUCUUCAGAUGAAACGCAUUUAUGGUGCUUGCCAAAGUCAAGUGCCAUUAAGCUGAUUGAUUUUGGUAGCACUGCAUUCGAUAAUCAGAAUCACAGCUCCAUUGUUUCCACAAGGCAUUACAGAGCCCCUGAGAUUAUUCUAGGUCUAGGUUGGAGUUAUCCUUGUGAUCUUUGGAGUGUUGGUUGUAUACUUAUUGAACUAUGCACAGGUGGAGCAUUAUUUCAGACCCAUGAGAACUUGGAGCAUUUGGCAAUGAUGGAGAGGGUAUUAGGACCUCUUCCUGAGCAUAUGAUUCGAAGGGCUAGCCGAGGUUCAGAAAAAUAUUUCCGGAGCGGCUCUAGACUAAAUUGGCCUGAAGGAGCAGUUUCUAGGGAGAGUAUUAGAGCUGUUAAGAAGCUUGAUCGCCUGAAGAAUAUGGUAUCACAACAUGUAGAGAGUUCGAGAUAUUUUCUUGCAGACCUAUUGGAAGGUUUAUUAAAAUACGAUCCAUCUGAACGUCUCACUGCACGUCAAGCUCUAAAUCAUCCCUUUUUCUCAGAAUCCAAAUAAACAGUAAAUUAAUAGUGCUCGAAAUGGCAGAUGAAUGGUAAAGGCCAGCUACCAAAUUUGAGGUUUCCAUGUUCGUAUAUUAAUGUUGAUUCAUAGAAAAGCUCGAAGAACAUGCUGGAUCCAUGUUGCGGAAGAAAAUCGAUGGCCGGUGUUUUGAAGAGAGGUUUCUUGGAGACAAAAGUGAUGGUAUUGGGGUAUAAAGCAGUAAACAUAGUUUGUAAUAAGCUUUUGCUUCAAUCACUUGUCAUCCUCUGGGUAAUGUUACAUAAAUCGUAUACCAUAUGGCUUCAGAGCAUAGGCUGAAAA
Messenger RNA from Gossypium arboreum, 1943 nucleotides. RefSeq names its product serine/threonine-protein kinase AFC3. The transcript has 11 exons. The record is from RefSeq and is a predicted model, not a curated record. Gene Ontology annotation, biological process: protein phosphorylation. Bases 666 to 1637 code for a protein of 323 amino acids. NCBI's taxonomy places the organism in Eukaryota, Viridiplantae, Streptophyta, Magnoliopsida, Malvales, Malvaceae. Gene Ontology annotation, cellular component: nucleus. Gene Ontology annotation, molecular function: ATP binding; protein kinase activity.